Molecule: messenger RNA, 1624 nt
Organism: Exserohilum turcica Et28A
Lineage: Eukaryota; Fungi; Ascomycota; Dothideomycetes; Pleosporales; Pleosporaceae
Exons: 3
Coding region: 397-1509 (370 amino acids)
Molecular function (GO): oxidoreductase activity, acting on the CH-OH group of donors, NAD or NADP as acceptor
Source: RefSeq, a predicted model, not a curated record
GUAUGCACAUAGCGGCCGUGGGUCUUUUAUGGACCGGAUACCACGGUGGAUAAUGGUUAUUCUUUCUACACCUGUACACGUCUGUUGUUCCGUAACGUCUGCCACUUGGCAGCGCAGCAGCGGACGACACAUGCAUGGGAAAGCAUAUGGCCGUCCGCUUCCUCGGUUGUUGGUUGGAGCUGAAGACGCGUUAGCCCUGAUGUAGGAAACCCCGCUUCCUCCGUGGCGGCGCGGCGCAAGUCCAGCUGCCUCCACUCCUGACUGAUCAACGGGUAAUUAAAGUCGCCGCGGCACCAUGUAAGGAGGCACACACUCAGUCGCUGGAUUCAGCACAGCUGGCAUAUCCUCUCUUCUCCUACCUCUCGGGACCAUCCGCCCCCAUCGUCAGUCGCCGCAAUGCCGCUUCGAAGCGAUUGGAGUAUUGCACGCGAAGGCUUCACCCGCGAUACCUUUGCCAACCUCAUCAAGCUAACGGCUCUUAACCCCGCGCUUACACUUCCCGUCUUGCUGCUUGCGCGCUACACGCAGCAGGGCAAUGCGCUUGCUGCCGGCCAUGCCUCAGCUUUCAAGCACCUGAAGACGUUGGUGGGCCUCGGCCUGUUCAACGCGGCCAGCACAUGGCUGAGCAACAGGGUCAUCAAUAAUUGGACCAGCGACUCGUAUGACUGGUCUCGUGAGAUUGUCGUUGUGACGGGUGGCAGCGAUGGCAUUGGCAAGGCGAUUGUGCACAUGUUUGCAGAGAUGGACAUCAAGGUGGCCGUGCUGGAUGUCCAGGACCUGACGUAUGAGGCGCCUCCUUCUGUGCGCUUCUUCCGAUGCGACCUCACGUCGCCUCAGUCGAUUGCGGCAGCCGCAUCCUCAAUCCGCGCCACGCUCGGCAACCCCACGGUGCUGAUCAACAACGCUGGUGUCGCCCGCGGCAAGACCAUCCUCGACUCAACCGAAAAGGACAUCAACCUCACGUUCCGCGUAAACGCCUUCAGCCACUACUACCUCGCGCAGCAGUUCCUGCCCCACAUGAUUGAAAACAACCACGGCAUGGUCGUUACGGUUGCCUCCUUGGCCGGAUGGAUCUCAGCCCCCUCCAUGGCCGACUACGCCUCUUCCAAAGCCUCAGCCAUUGCCUUCCACGAGAGCCUUGCCGCCGAGCUAGUCGCCAGAUACAACGCGCCCAAAGUGCGUACUGUGCUCAUGUGCCAGGGCUACACACGCACCGCCCUCUUUGAAGGCUUCGAUCCAAAAGGCGUCUUGUACCCGGAUACAGUUGCCGAGGGCAUUGUCAAGGCGGUGCUCAGCGGAAAGAGCCAGGUCAUUGCCCUCCCGCAAACUACAUGGCCCCUGAUUCCCAUGAUACGCGGUCUGCCCCUCUGGAUGCAGUAUGGCCUGAGAAAGGGCCUCGGUGGCCUCAUGUCAAACUGGAAGGGAAGACAGGUUGUGCAGCCGAGUGAGAUUGAAGAUGAGGCGGAAAAGAAGCCUGAUGAGAGCACAGUGUUUGUUGGCAAUGAGUAGAGAAGGAAGUUGAGGUUGAAGUGAAAAAGCGGGGGAGGGCGGAGGGGUUUUUGUUUUCCAUAGAUUCUGGUCCCUGGUUCAAGGGUCGUUUGGUCUUGCUGCUGUCAUCAUCCCG